Messenger RNA from Penaeus monodon (black tiger shrimp), 1863 nucleotides. RefSeq names its product basic proline-rich protein-like. The record is from RefSeq and is a predicted model, not a curated record. NCBI's taxonomy places the organism in Eukaryota, Metazoa, Arthropoda, Malacostraca, Decapoda, Penaeidae.
CCCCCCCCUUUCCCCCCCCCUCCCCCCCUCCUCCCCCCUUCCCCCCCUCCCCCCUCUCCCUCUCCCCCCUUCCCUCCUCCCCUCUCUCUCCUCCCCCUUCCCCUCCCUCCCCCCCCUUUUCCCCCCCCCUUUCCCCCCCCCCCCUCUCUCCUCCCCCUUUCCCCCCCCUUCCCUUUCCCCCCCCCCCCCCCUCCCCUCUCUCCCCCCCCUUCCCCUCCCUCCCCUCUCUCUCCUCCCCCUUCCCCUCCCUCCCCUCUCUCUCCUCCCCCUUCCCCCCCCCCCCCUUUCCCCCCCCCCCCCUUUCCGCCCCCUCCCCCUUUUCCCCCCUCCCCCCUUUUUCCCCCCCCCCUUUUCUCUCCUCCCCCUUCCCCUCCCCUCUCUCUCCUCCCCCCUUCCCCUCCCUCCCCUCUCUCCCCUCCCCCCCCCCCUUCCCUCCCUCCCCUUCCCCCCCCCCUCUCCCCCCCUCCCCCCCCCCCCCUCCCCUCCUCCUCCCCCUCCCCCCCCCCCCCCCCCCCUCUCUCUCCUCCCCCCCCCCCCCCCCUCUCUCCCCCCCUUCCCCUCCCCCCCCUCUCUCCUCCCCCUUCCCCCCCCCCCCCCCCUCCCUUUCCCCCCCUUCCCCCCCCCCCCUUUUCCCUCCCCCUUCCCCCCCCCCCCCUUUUCCCCCUUCCCCCCCCCCCCCCCCUCCCCCUCUCUCCUCCCCCUUCCCCUCCCUCCCCUUCCCCUCCCCCCUUCCCCCCCCCCCCUUUUUCCCCCCCCCCCCCCCCUCCCCCCCUCCCUCCCCCUUCCCCUCCCCCCCCCCCCCCUCCCCCCCCCCCCCCCCCCCCUCCCCCCUCCCUCCCCCUUUCCCCCCCUCCCCUCCUCUCCUCCCCCUUUCCCCCCCCCCCCCCUCUCCCCUCCCCCCUUUCCCCCCCCCCCCCCCCCCUCCCCCCCCCCCCUCCUCCCCCUCUCUCCCCCCCUUCCCCUCCCCCCCCUCUCCCCCCCCUUCCCCCCUUCCCCUUCCCCCCCCCCCCUUCCCUUCCUCCCCCCCCCCCCCACCCCUCCCCUCCCCCUUCCCCUCCACCCCCUCCUCCCCCCCCCCUUUCCCCCCCUCCCCCUCCCCCCCUUCCCCCCCCCCCCUCCCUCCCCCCUUCCCCUCCUCCCCCCCUUUCCCCCCCUUCCCCCUCCUCCCCCCCCCCUUUCCCCCUUUCCCCCCCCUCCCCUCCCCCUCCCCCUUUCCCCCCCUCCCCCCUUCCCCUCCCUCCCCCUCCCCCUCCCCCUCUCUCCCCCCCUUCCCCUCCCCUCCCCUCCCCCCCCCCCCUUUCCCCCCCCCCCCCUCCCCCCCCUCCCCCCCCUCCCCCUCCCCCUCCUCCCCCUUCCCCUCCCCCCCCCCCCCCCCCUCCCCCCCCCCCCCUCCCCCCUUUUCCCCCCCCCCCCUCCUCCCCCCCCCCCCCCCCUCCCCCUCCCCCUCCCUCCCCUCCCCCUCCCCCUCCUUCCCUACUCCCUCCUCCUCCUCCUUCUCCUCCUCCUUCUCCUCCUCCUCCUCCUUCUCCUCCUCCUCCUCCUCCUCCUCCUCCUCCUCCUCCUCCUCCUCCUCCUCCUUCUCCUCCUCCUCCUCCUCCUCCUCCUCCUCCUCCUCCUCCUCCUUCUCCUCCUCCUCCUCCUCCUCCUCCUCCUCCUUCUCCUCCUCCUUCUCACAUGUCCGUAUACAGGAACGUGCAUAUUAGGCCAUGGGCUGAUGCGGUAGGGUGGCCAGUACCUUUCCGCCGAGACUUUGACCCCAACAUGCAGACGUCAGCAUGCCAGUACUCUCACACAGCUGAGUCGACUGGGGGGGAAGGGGGCAGGCGGCCCCUGGACCUUAUGAUUGCAAAGCCACGGUUCUAA